GAAGAAUGCAAUGCUAAUGUUUCCUCCGUCACGCCCUGUGAAUUAUGGACACACCAGAGAAGAACGACAUCAACGUCCCUCUUCCCAAAUUUGAGAUGGAGGAUUCACCUGUUUUUAACUAUAUCAAUAGUCUAUCUCCUAUAAAGCCCGUUUACUCAGUUCGAAUUAAUCAGACAUUCAAUUCACUUAGCUUUUCAUCCCCUCCAUCGGUUUUCACAACACCUCAUGACAACUGUCACAAGGAAUCCAGAUUCCUCCGGAGGCAUAACCUUUUGAACACAUCAAAGUCUAAGGUUUCAUCUGAAGAUGUAAAUAAAGUUCGUGAAGAGGCUCUUACCGAUGCAACUCAUGCAUGUCAUGACUCAAGUGAGCUACAGGAAAAUACUGAUCCAAGGAUUUCCAUAGGGGAUGCCUCAAUAAAGCCAUCUGGUGAACAUACGAAGUUCUCAAUGGAGCUUCAACAAUCCUUCAAAUAUAAUUCUGGUAGCCCGGGAUAUGAUCCUCUUUAUUGUGGUGAUGAGGCUAACUCUAUUUUGGAAUUGCCUGGUGAACCAGCAUCAGAUGUUUCCUAUGCUCACGAAGGAUCUAAAAAAGAUUUAGUGGAGGGUGCAAUGCAUCUUCAGGGUAUACGCCAUAUUGAGACAGAAAUUGAAGGCCCAUAUUGUGAAUGGGGUAAUUUAAUUAGGAAUGCCUAUGAUCUGUCAAUGUUUAGUUCCCCAAACGUGACAGAAGCUCUUAUGGAUCUAAUGAAUAAACAAUUGGAUCCUCGGCUUAGCAAUUUUGUGUCUCUGUUACCACAAUCCACCACUGAUAAUGGUUCUGAAAUGCACAAUGUUAAUCCAGUUGCUUCUGGUUCAGAACAUGAAAUCGAAGAUCAUCCUUCUGAACCAAUAGCAACCACAAACUCAGGUCAGACACAGGACAAUCUUGCCAAUGCAGCUUUGAAGGCUAGCAAUCCAAGUUUGAAAACGAAUGAUGAGCGUGUUUAUGUGACACACCAUGGUAUAAGGAGGCGCUGUCUGGACUUUGGGCUGGCCAGUAUGCAAAUGAAGAACUCACGUGAUAAUUCAAACACCAGUUCCGGUACAGAAAAUUCUGAUGAGAGGAAUGUUGGCAAUGCAGAGCAACUGCUUCCUACAAAACACAGUGGUGAUUCACGGAAAUGUGUUUUACCAGGAUUUGGUUUGCACUUGAAUGCACUUGCAACCUCAAAAGAUUACAAAAGCAUACAAAAUGAAAAGUUGUCUUCUGGAAGACAACCUAAUCUUCCUAGCUCCACUUCUUCCUUGCAACUCUCAGCAAGCCAAGUACAUCCUCUAUCGUUGGUACCUGCAUCAGGUGAAAGAGAUCUGGAGCCAUUAGAGAAUGAGGUUCAGCCUGCUAAAGAUUGUACCCAGACAUCAGUUGAUAUAGCUGCUGAAGAUUUCCAUCAAAAUACCCCCAUAAAGAAAAGGUACAUGUUGGAACCAGCUGGGGAAGGGGAGUCUUGCAAGCGGUGUAGGUGUAAGAAAUCUAAGUGUUUGAAACUUUAUUGUGAGUGCUUUGCUGCUGGAGUCUACUGUAUAGAACCUUGCUCAUGUCAAGACUGCUUCAACAAACCUAUUCAUGAAGAUACUGUUCUUCAAACUCGCAAGCAGAUUAUGUCCCGUAACGCACUGGCGUUUGCUCCUAAAGUCAUAAGAAGUUCUGAUUGUGUACCAGAAAUUGGGGAUGACCCUAACAAAACGCCAGCUACAGCACGACACAAAAGAGGAUGUAAUUGCAAGAAAUCAAGCUGCGUAAAGAAAUAUUGUGAAUGCUAUCAGGGUGGUGUUGGUUGCUCCUUAAGCUGUAGAUGUGAAGGGUGCAAGAACUCUUAUGGAAGAAAGAAUGGUUAUGUUCCCACCGGAAUAGAAGCUGAGCCGGAAGAAGAAACAGAAGCAUGUGAAAAGGGUGUGGUGGAAAAAGCUUCACAGAAAACUGAAAUUCAGAAUAUUGAAGACCAUCCUGAUCCUGAUUGUGCUCUUCUCACAACACCAUUACAGCUUUCCAGACCAUUGCUUCUGUUACCCUUCUCUGCUUCUGGAUUGAUUGCCAGCCAAAAGCUUGGGAAAUCAAAAGCUAGUAGGUCUCAACUCAAAUUUGAAAAGCCUUUUCAAACUGUUCCGGAUGAGGAUGAACCUCCCAUCACUUGCAUCAAAGUUUCUUCUCCGAAUGGCAAGAGGAUCUCCUCUCCUAAUUGUGACUUUGGAUCAUCUCCUACUCGCAGAAGGAAGUUGAUAUAACAGUCCAUCCCUUCAUUUCCUUCCUUCUCUCACCCCUCUCCAUUAGAAUGAGCAUCUUUAUCGUAGUAAGUUAGCCUCCCCUUACCCAUUCCCCUUUAAUCGUAUUUUUAGUUUGUUUCAACAGAACUUAUCCUAGAUAUAUUUACCUGAUUGAGUUUCGUCCUACUUUUCGUAAUAAUAUGUUGCGUUGAUACCAUAUUAUACAACUUAAGUUGUAUAGCUUAAGUAACGGUUAUCAUCAUUCUCGGGAUUAAUCUUUAUACUUUUUCUGUAAAUUACUUGGAGAAUUGGUUAUGAAUAAGUUCCCAUGU
Gastrolobium bilobum is the source of this 2575-nucleotide messenger RNA. RefSeq names its product protein tesmin/TSO1-like CXC 2. NCBI's taxonomy places the organism in Eukaryota, Viridiplantae, Streptophyta, Magnoliopsida, Fabales, Fabaceae. The coding region runs from base 45 to 2264 and encodes 739 amino acids. Gene Ontology annotation, molecular function: DNA-binding transcription factor activity. The transcript is spliced from 10 exons. The record is from RefSeq and is a predicted model, not a curated record.